AUGAGCUCUGAAUUUCAAAAGGGGGGCGGGGGCCCCCAAGGUAUUCCCACACAUGCCUUGACUCUUUCAUUGGUUCAGCAGACAUUCACCCCAAAGCUGGUCCUCUUGGACCUCUCAGACGUCAGCUGUGUUCCAGAUGUGGCCAAAGAGAUCCUCGACUGCUAUGGCUGUGUGGACAUCCUCAUCAACAAUGCCAGCAUGAAGGUGAAGGGGCCUGCCCAUAAGAUUUCUCUGGAGCUUGACAAGAAGAUCAUGGAUGCCAAUUACUUUGGACCCAUCACACUGACCAAAGCCCUGCUCCCCGACAUGAUCUCCCGGAGGACAGGCCAGAUCGUGUUAGUGAAUAACAUCCAAGGGAAGUUUGGAAUCCCAUUCCGUACAGCUUAUGCUGCCUCCAAGCACGCGGCUCUAGGCUUCUUUGACUGCCUCCGAGCCGAAGUGGAAGAAUACGACAUAGUCGUCAGCACGGUGAGCCCCACUUUCGUCCGGUCAUACCACAUUGACCCAGGCCAAGGAAACUGGGAAGCCUCCAUGUGGAAAUUCUUUUUCAGGAAGCUGACCUACGGGGUGCACCCUGUGGACGUAGCGGAGGAGGUGAUGCGCACCGUGAGACGGAAAAAACAAGAGGUCUUCAUGGCCAACCCCAUCCCCAAGGCCGCCAUGUACAUCCGCACCUUCUUCCCCGAGUUCUUUUUCGCCGUGGUGGCCUGUGGGGUGAAGGAGAAACUCAAUGUCCCAGAGGAGAGCUAACCGCAGAGGCUAUGUGGGUCCCCUCGAUGGGAAUAAAGGCUUUCCUGGCAAGUGCUGGUCCUCUGUCCUCUUAACGCUGGGGCCCAACACAAGCCAUAUCCCCCUAACCCACACCCACCUAUGGGAGAUUUUCUUCAUCCCAGUGAGGAUGGCUUGGAUGCCAGCUCAGCCACUUACAGGCCCUCAACAUUCCCAGGACAUACUUCCAGAAGCUUCUCUGCAGGGUGACAGCAAGUAGGACAACAGGAGCCAUAAUGGGUCUGACCCCCACAG
Panthera uncia (snow leopard) is the source of this 1023-nucleotide messenger RNA. Its product is annotated as dehydrogenase/reductase SDR family member 7C-like. Lineage: Eukaryota; Metazoa; Chordata; Mammalia; Carnivora; Felidae. Gene Ontology annotation, cellular component: sarcoplasmic reticulum membrane. Gene Ontology annotation, molecular function: all-trans-retinol dehydrogenase (NAD+) activity. The transcript has 4 exons. The coding region runs from base 1 to 750 and encodes 249 amino acids. The record is from RefSeq and is a predicted model, not a curated record. Gene Ontology annotation, biological process: regulation of release of sequestered calcium ion into cytosol by sarcoplasmic reticulum.